CGAAAGCAGAAGUAGAUCGCUAAAAAUAUGCAAGUUUGCUUUCCUGCUUAAUUACUAAGUUACUUAACUUUCCUGGAUUAACGCUAAUAACUUCAUCAGUACAGAAGCGUGACCCUUUAAACAUAUGUUCCUUUCCAGACACUGCUUCCUAAUUUUAGGGGUUUCAUGUUGCUGAAAGUAUCUGAACAAUCAUGUGUGGAUAUUUUGUAGUCAGAAGUAUUUGACCAAGCUCCAGGAGCAGCGUUUCACACCCUACUUUGAGUAUCGCCAGAGCCAGCUGUCACCCUGGCUCCCUGCAGCAGUGCCAGAACUGUUCUGGCAGGAUCACCCAAACUUUGCCUCCCGCCGACCUGGCUGAAGGCAGGCAAAAUGGAUCGCCGCGAAAUCACCUCCGAGCCUGACAAAACCCACCAAAAUCGCCUCUCCAGUGUCACCGAGGAGGAAGGAGAACAAGAUGCAGCUUACACGAUUGUGACAGUCCUGGACAAAGUGGCCAACAUUGUGGACAGCGUGCAGGCGAGCCAGAAAAGGAUAGAGGAGAGGCACAGGGAGAUGGAAAACACCAUCAAGACCAUACAGAUUGACAUCUUAAAGCUUGCCCAGGCUCACGGCAACACAGGCUACACAGUGAACAAGUUACUGGAGAAAACCCGCAAAGUCAGCUCCGUCAUGAAGGAGGUGCGGGCACGCGUGGAGAGGCAGAGCACCAACGUGCGGAAGGUGGAAGCAAAACAAGAGGAGAUGCUGAAAAAAAACAAAUUCCGGGUUGUAAUCUACCAGGAGGAAACUGAGUGUCCUUCAUCUCUCUCUGUUAUCAAAGAGAGGACAGCAGGGGAAACUCUGGAGGACGAUUUCUUCCCACCUGAUGAUCUGUCUUCUGAUGAAGAAUAUUAUAUUGAAGAAAGCAAAGCUACGCAGUUCAAGAAAUCAGGCAUGAGGCGCAUAGAUGAUAUCAAAAAGGCAUUCUCAAGGGAAAAUAUCCAAAAGACAAGACAAAAUUUCGGAAAGAAGGUAAACAGGCUUCGAACUAGAAUAGUGACCCCUGAGAGGAGAGAGAGGAUAAGGCAGUCAGGAGAGAGACUGAAACAAUCUGGGAUAAGGAUCAAGAAAACCAUUUCACAAGCUGCCCCAACGAAGGAGACGUUCAAGAUCCAUAAAAAAGGUAAAGAACGAACAGGAGCUGAAGGUCAGGAAGGGAUCCAGGAAGCUGGUGUGCACAUCGCCUCUGAGCUCGCAGCAGCAGAGCCUUUCACUGAAGAAAUCUCUUACACAGAAGUGAUCACUAAGGUAAAGAAAGACAAGAAUAGUGCAACAAAAGGUGCUUCCCAGACAACUGAAAAAGGAGUGACAAUCCCAGAAGUCGUUCUUAAGCAGGAAGGAAAAGAAGGAGGAGGAGGAGGUGAUGAUGUCCCUUUGCUAGACUUACAGCAAUCAGCAUACAGAAUCAACUAGCAAACACCCCAUACUAUCCUUACUGAACAAGAAAGAACACAGGAUGUAUUCACUCAGCUUUAGGAAAAUGUGUGUAUUUGUGUUAUACCACAAAAAAUGUGUUGGUGUUGUUCUAUCAUUUACAUGGGUGUCUAUAGUGUUGUUCGCCUGAAAAAAGCCAAGCCAUGCAAAUGAAGGAAUGGGGCUCCCCCUCUGUCUUGCAAUGUGCCAAUAGCCAUUAUUAACCCAAAUGGAACUCGCAUGUCAAAGGGAGAUGGAAAUCUGCUGGAUUUUCAAGAUUGACUUAGCAGUGACCACCUAAUCACUCUUUAGUUUUAUGUACAACAGGAUAACAAUUAUUUCUUCUAUCUUACACCAACUCCUGUAAUCGAAAACAGUGACAAAGGUAUUGCUUCAUACUACUAAAUGAAAGAACUAUGGAAAACGUGGAUUUAGCUAUACAAAUCUUUUCAUUUAAGGGCCCUCAUUGAAACAGCAGGAGGAAGAAAUUCCUGCUUUAUCCAGGGUGUGACAAAAUGUGGCAGGAAUGAUAGGUUUUUGGGUAAAUUGUGUUUCUUCUCAGUGGAAAAUAGAAGCUCCUGAAAUGACUAAAUAUUAUUUCUGGAGUUCUGGAAGAAGAAGGUUUGAUGUACGUAAGCAAUGCAUCUUCUGCACUUAUGGAGUAAGAAUAAAAAAGCAGAAGACACAUUAAAUAUAAUUAGCAGGAAGAGAAUGAGGUAUCAUAUUCAUGUUUUGGAAUGAUGAGAUUGCAAGAAAGGCAAAGGUAUGAAGCAGUAAAAAAAAGGAAUAAGGUUAAUGCAUGGGUUCUGGAUAAAUAGAGAAAAGGUAGAAUAUUAUAACUGAAUAUAACUGAAGUUUCCUCAAGGUCUUUCAAAGAAUUGUUACUUUAUCCAGAGGCUCGUGACCAUAAGUGACCAGACAAGGGAAAUGGUUUGUUUUUCAUUCUCUGUGCUUUUUCUGAGCUUCACUGCAAUUAAAAUCUAUUCUACAAAGCCGCUGAAGCAUAAGGCCAAUCUAUAACCUAAUUCUUUGUUUCCUAUCAUUAUCGUUAUCAACCAGCCACAGCCUCAGGGAUUAUGAGACAGACACCCUUUGGAGUAUGGAAUGCUGUUUAUUUGCAACACUUGGGAGCCAGUGCCCUGACAUCAGAUAUGUUUGUAAACAUGACCGCUACACUGACAUGAGGUGCAGGACAGUAUUGCUCUCUUCAUUCUCAAAUGGAGUUGCCUUCAAAGCACUUAUCUAAAGCAAUGUUAGUCAUUACUAUCUGUGUGAAAGAAACUUGUACAAUAUUGCCAAAAGCUGUAUGAUUGUAUUUAUUAUCUCAAAUUCAUUUUAACAGCAGAGCAUAACUUGGUUAUCUAUAUACAUUGUUUGAGGACUCUCAGCCAAUUGUUAAUCUACAAUUUAAAUAUAACUAGCUUGAUUUCAAA
Molecule: messenger RNA, 2885 nt
Organism: Pezoporus occidentalis (night parrot)
Lineage: Eukaryota; Metazoa; Chordata; Aves; Psittaciformes; Psittacidae
Gene: CAVIN4
Product: caveolae associated protein 4
Exons: 2
Coding region: 370-1452 (360 amino acids)
Biological process (GO): regulation of gene expression
Cellular component (GO): caveola; cytoplasm
Source: RefSeq, a predicted model, not a curated record